GAGUCUCGGGCUGCAGUAACAUCACAGCGCAUUCCACAGCAGCCCAGAGCUGCCAGCGUCUUAUUAGGAGCAGAGGACUGUACGGCAAAACCACUCGACUGUAGGCUGUCCAAAAACUGCUCUGCUGGUUCAGAAGAAGAAAAUACAGAGGAGAAAGAGGCUAUGCUAGGUCUCGGUCUCAGUGCCGCUGGUUAACUUGAUAUGGUCUUUGUGCAGGUUCAUUGCGAUGAAGACGCUUCAUCAUUCCAAGAUGAUAUUUACAUGUGUUCUGUUUUUCAUCAUUUAUUGUUUGGUUGGUGUCAAUGAUGCAAUACAAAUGGAUAACCCAGCUUCCGUCACCGGCAGCUUGAGGAAAAAUGUCACAAUUCCUUGCAAUUUUAAGGUUACUCCAGAUCAACCAAUUAAUAGUGCAAAUGUCAUUUGGUGGAAGGACCAGGCUUACAGUGGCCCUCUCCUCUAUCGAUGCGGAAGGAACGCUGACUUGUCCGGGAACUGCACAGAAUCAACUGGCCGCUAUUCUUUUGGGGAAAAUCUUACAGAACGAAACAUAGCACUGCGGAUAAGUAAUGUCACACACAGUGAUGUUGGAGUGUACUUCUGUCGCAUCGAACUGGAAGAAAAAGUGAACUGGUUUACAUCAAAUGGAAUUAUUCUGAAAGUGAAAGAGCCCCAGAAAUUGCGGCGUAUUUAUAUUCAGACCACUGUGACGGGGGAGCACUGGGUUACAUGUGAAGUUUCUGGAGAGCCUCUACCAACUGUAAACUGGACCCAGCCGGAAAACAUCACCACCUCCCAGUUAUUUUUCCAGACUGGCUUCCUGGCGUCAUAUUCUCUUCCUGUGUCCCCCAAUACCAACUAUACCUGCCAGAUAGAUGGAGAGAAUGGGCCAGAAGCACAGUCAAUAUACAACAGUCACCAGGAAUCUACGCAAUCUACGUGUGUGUGUCAAGAUGACAUGUAUCUAGCCAUGCUUGGAGGGCUGGGGGCCGUACUGGGAAUUGUUCUUAUUGUCAACCUCUUUGUCUUGGCACACUGCUGCAGGAGAGAGAUGGAAUCUAUAUGAAUGCCUGCAAAACUACUCCCACUUCAAAAUAAUCUACUAAUGUUAGUAACCGCCUUGAGUGAAAGGUUUAUAGGCUGGCGAAUUCUUCAGCAAAAUUGCCUUAAUUUUUAUACUUUCUUCUACCUUCUGUUUUUAAUAUUUACAUUUACGCAAUGAUCUUUAAUGCAAAGUGCUAACAUUGCAGUUUGUCACUAAAAAACUCAGGUUGUCUAAUAAUGUAAAAUAUUUUGCACAAUUUGGGUCAUUUCAUUAAAUGAAACUGACCUGAACCUUCUGUAGAUACUCAUGUCAUCAUGUGGUGGCCCGAAGCCAAAAUGUCAAAGCCUGCAAUAACUUGACGUGGCACCUGAGCUAACAAUUAUCUCUCGCUGUAUGACUGCACAAGUAGACAGUUACAUAAGAAAUAAUGGAGAAAGGAAUGCCUUUUCAGUGUAUAAAUUAAUACACUUUAACACAUGGUUUUUAGCUCAGAGUACAUUACAUGAGAUCUGUGCAGCACUACAAUGUCAGUUUAUUAACUGUGGAGUUGUGUAGCAUCUUUUUAUUUAUUUAUUUUAUGGGUUUUUUUUUGGAAAAUGAAAAAUGUUCUGACCAUGCUGUAAAUCACGUUAUCAAAUUGUAUGAUUAUCUCUCUCCAUGCCCCUCUCCCCUAUCCAUGCUCCCCUCUCACCGCUUUAAGCCUGAAGC
This is a messenger RNA of Colossoma macropomum (tambaqui), 1750 nucleotides long. RefSeq lists its product as uncharacterized. The record is from RefSeq and is a predicted model, not a curated record. Gene Ontology annotation, biological process: regulation of actin cytoskeleton organization; regulation of bone resorption; regulation of osteoclast development. Lineage: Eukaryota; Metazoa; Chordata; Actinopteri; Characiformes; Serrasalmidae. The coding region runs from base 227 to 1063 and encodes 278 amino acids. The transcript is spliced from 5 exons. Gene Ontology annotation, cellular component: plasma membrane.